UCCACUGUCACAUCAACCGGCUGUGAAGGUACAGUGCAUGGAUCGAUUGCGUCUCCUCGUUUGCUUCAACUUCUUUGUUCUUUUUCAAAGAGACUUAACUGAUGUUCCUGUUACUGCCAUUUAUCCCUACAAUGAUUGUUAAUGAGUGUCCAACAUCCUAUUCUCUUUAAUUUUGUAUUCCCCGUCCCAAUUAUCGAAAGACGACUCGCAAAAUGUUUCGCGAACUUAAACAAUUCACGAGCUUAAUUGCUAUCACAGACUUUAUUUCCCAUGCUGAAUACGAAAUUGGUUCUCUGUAACCUCUGAUGGAAUAUCCAAUGAGGCAGAUAAUUUCGACUUGUUCAGUAUCAUUCAGACCUCAGUCACUGUGCAAGAUUGUCAUGGAGAACCCCUUCGAUCACCCGUACUAUAGAAUUACCAAAUAUGGUUUGCAAUUUAUAGGGCAUUGGCCGUUUCAAUCAGCGAAGAGAAAGAGAUUUUUACGAAUGUCGACACUUCUCAUUGUUAGUACAAUAUUUAUACCGAAGGUAAUUAAAUUCAUCGAGUCCCUAAACGAUUUGGAUAUCGUCUGCGAAUGUGUCCCUAUUCUCGGUUGUCAUCUAAUAGCUUUCACCAAAUUUAUGAACUUGACAAUAGUGGAGGACCAAAUGCGAAAUUUAUUACUAUCUAUCGAGAGAGAUUGGAGGGAAAUGAAAUUGAAAUGUGAUAUCGAACUGCUUCAUAUAUAUUCGGAACGUGCACGACGUAUAAAUCUAUUUUAUGCAACAACCAUCUACAUAGUUGUUGGUAUCUAUUUUUGUUCACCUGCAGUUCCAAAGGUUUUGGAUUAUUUCAAACCACUGAACGAAAGUCGGCCACGAAUAUUUCUCUAUCAAACCGAAUACUUCAUUGACCAAGAGAAGUAUUAUAUAUAUAUUCUAAUUCAUGCUUAUGUCACGGUGUCUAUCUGUCUAGGUGUCAUAGUGGUUUUUGAUAAUUUAUUUGCAACUUUCAUCAACCAUGCAUGUGGAAUGUUUGAAAUCCUGAAACCAUUUCCGACGUAUUUUAGAUUACACUUGGAAACUUUACAUGUAAAGGAUUAUACGCACGACCCAAGGCCACCGAAAAUGAUAUCAGAUCACUUUGAAAUUACCAUAAAUGAAAUAAAAAGAUGUUCUGGCCUGCAAACGCAGAAUCUGAAAUUUGUGGAAGAACUCGAAUCAUCUUGCAAUAUGGGUCUUCUGAUUAUCGUUGGAAUUAACAUGCUAGCGAUCCUAUUCACUGGAAUAGUAGCUGUCAUCAAAGUAUCCUCUCCAAAUGAGAUGAUUAGGUUCGCAUUUAUCUGCUUCGGAUUAAUCUGUUGUCUAUUUUGGAUUAGUUGGUUGGGACACAUUCUCAUAGUACAAAGCGAGACUGUCUUCAUCUCAGCGUAUCAAAGUGAAUGGUACUUAAUGCCUUACAAAUUGCAACUAAUGAUUAUUCCUGUUAUGAUGAGAAGCUUGAAGCCAUGUCGAUUAACAGCGGGGAAAUGCUAUGUUAUGUCAAUGGAAAGCUUCGGAGCGGCCUUAAGGACAGUUCUGUCUUUCUUUAUGGUUUUUAAUUCAAUGAGAUAAUGAGUUUUUUGGAAAACAAAGUCCAGCACUUGAUGGACAUGUAGGUCCAAUGUCUAAAAACUUAAUGCGAUAUAAUUUAAAGGAACUAUCCAAUACUGUAACUGUACAUGAAUAAGUAAUAAAAAAUGAGGAUAAGUAAUGAACAGA
Messenger RNA from Diachasmimorpha longicaudata, 1739 nucleotides. RefSeq lists its product as uncharacterized. The transcript is spliced from 9 exons. The record is from RefSeq and is a predicted model, not a curated record. Gene Ontology annotation, molecular function: olfactory receptor activity; odorant binding. Gene Ontology annotation, biological process: sensory perception of smell; detection of chemical stimulus involved in sensory perception of smell. Gene Ontology annotation, cellular component: plasma membrane. NCBI's taxonomy places the organism in Eukaryota, Metazoa, Arthropoda, Insecta, Hymenoptera, Braconidae. The coding region runs from base 306 to 1592 and encodes 428 amino acids.